AGAGGCUCCUACACCCUGGGCAGGGACAGCCAGACGGACGCCAAGUUCCGCAGGGUGGCCCGGAUCAUGGUGUGCGGGAAGACCUCGCUGGCCAAGGAGGUCUUUGGGGACACCUUGAACGAGAGCAGGGACCCGGACAGGCCCCCGGAGAGGUACACCUCCAGGUACUACCUCAAAUUCACCUUCCUGGAGCAGGCCUUUGACAAACUGGCCGAUGCCGGCUUCCACAUGGUGGCCUGCAACUCCACGGGCACGUGUGCCUUCGCCCACGACCAGACGGACGACAGGAUCUGGACCUCUUACACCGAAUAUGUUUUCUAUCGUGAGUGACACAACCAACCAACCCUCCACAAACCAAACACCAACCGUCCCUCUUUCCUCUCCCGUGCUGGCCGUUGCCUAGAAGGUAGACAUCCAUCCCCGAAUCCCGGCGUUCCCCCUUUGCCUCCUUUUGAGUUGGUUUUUGGGUUUUUUUCCCCCCCUCCUCCUUCCUCUACGUUGAACCUGCCCAGCUCUUCCUUGUAGCAGCCGCUGAGCACCAACCUUCUUCCCUCUCUCCGACUUCUGCAGUGCUCCCAACCCUCCCUGGAUGUGUGGACUUGGACACUGUCGCGUGGUUUGGGUGGGAGGGGGGGACACGGCGGACUGUGCUUUGUCUGGAAUUCCUGCGGCUGGAUGAGCUUGUGUUGGACGCUGAACUUGGCUCCCUGUCCAUCUGCAGCUGCUCGGGACUGUGCUGCACUCACUGGGUUUGACCUGCCAAGGGCCGUGGGUGAGGAAGAGUUGGGUUAAGGACACGGAGAAAGGUGGGAAGCAGAGCCAGGGAGGGGAGGGGGGGGUUGGGAAGAUGAAGCCUGGCAGGAUGUAUUGCCAUGAGCCCCUGUAAGCAGCUUAGCCUUUAGACUGGCAGCGCUUGGGGAGGGUAAAACCUCACCCCGUGUUUGCAGCUCUGAGCUGAAGCCUCGCUGCUGCUCUGGGAUGCC
This is a messenger RNA of Pipra filicauda (Wire-tailed manakin), 983 nucleotides long. RefSeq names its product BTB/POZ domain-containing protein KCTD12-like. The annotation marks the transcript as partial. Gene Ontology annotation, biological process: regulation of G protein-coupled receptor signaling pathway. Lineage: Eukaryota; Metazoa; Chordata; Aves; Passeriformes; Pipridae. The transcript has a single exon. The record is from RefSeq and is a predicted model, not a curated record.